AAACAAACGACAAAUCAAAUUUGCACAUUCCAUUAUUUGCCUUAAGAUCCCUCCAUUCAAUAGUAACCAACUAACCACCGAUAUAAAGUAGUGGUCGCUAAUUACAGCUCCUGAUUCCCCAACAACAAUGGAGACGACGGCGAUGGUGGAUGUCAUAAGAUCCUGGACCUCCGGCGAGAUAAACAACUUCAUCAAAAUAUGGCUUUCCGCCGGCGUCUCCCUCUCCUACUGCUUCUUCUCCGGCAAGAUCCUCCGCAAAGGACCUCCCAGACUGGCGGCGUUCCUCCCCGUCGUCUUCCUCUUCCUCCUCCUCCCCCUCCACCUCCGCUCAGUCCACCUCGGCGGCACCACCGCCUUCUUCCUCGCCUGGCUCGCCAAUUUCAAGCUCCUCAUCUUCGCCUUCGACCAAGGCCCCUUAUCUCACCCCUCAAUUUCCCUCCCAAAAUUCGUCGCCGUCGCCUGCCUUCCGAUCAGGCUCCACCACCGGAACCCUAACUACAAAUCGGAAUCCCGCCGGGAAUCGUCGGCGUUCAAUUACGCCGUUAAGGCAGCUCUGUUUGCGGCGAUCAUCAAGUGCUACGAUUACGAGGAUCGAAUUCAUCCGAGAAUCAUCCUCGUGAUUUACAGUUUCCACAUAUACUUUUGCCUGGAGCUCAUCCUCGCCGUCGCCGCCGCAGUGGCACGUGCAUUGCUCGCCGCCGAGCUUGAGCCGCAGUUCGACGAGCCGUACCUGUCGGCUUCGCUCCAGGACUUCUGGGGCCACCGUUGGAACCUGACGGUGACGCGGAUGCUGCGCCCCACCGUCUACCUCCCUGUCCGCGGCUUGGCGGCUCGGCUCGUCGGCCGGCGAUGGGCCUUGCUGCCGGCGGUGAUGUCCACGUUCGUCGUUUCGGGCCUCAUGCACGAGCUUAUAUUCUUCUAUUUGGGCCGGGUCCGUCCCACGUGGGAAAUCACGUGCUUCUUUGUGCUCCACGGCGCGUGCCUUGUGAUCGAGAUCGUUGUCAAGAAGGCCGUGGGUGACACGUGGCGGUUGCCGAGGAUCGCCGGCGCGAUCCUCACCGUCGGAUUCGUAAUGGCUACCGGAUUCUGGCUGUUCUUCCCGCCGCUGCUGAGGUGUAAAGCGGACGAGAGAGCCAUGGUGGAGAUCGCCGCUGUCGGCGCGUUUGUUAAGGACUUUGUUCUAGCGGUCCAAUUUUAGUGACGCUGUAUUUUUAUUUCAAUUUUUUUUUUUUAGAAAACAAUUAGAAAGAAAAGUCAGAUUUGUAUCCACCACCAGUCCAAAUUGUGGAAAUUUAAAGGUGCGUUAUUAUUAUUGUUAUUAUUUUAUGCUCUCAUUUGUCUUAU
Andrographis paniculata is the source of this 1344-nucleotide messenger RNA. Its product is annotated as acyl-CoA--sterol O-acyltransferase 1-like. Gene Ontology annotation, biological process: lipid metabolic process. The transcript has a single exon. The coding region runs from base 128 to 1198 and encodes 356 amino acids. The record is from RefSeq and is a predicted model, not a curated record. Lineage: Eukaryota; Viridiplantae; Streptophyta; Magnoliopsida; Lamiales; Acanthaceae.